This is a messenger RNA of Engraulis encrasicolus (European anchovy), 1537 nucleotides long. It is a transcript of the gene gdf11, whose product is annotated as growth differentiation factor 11. The record is from RefSeq and is a predicted model, not a curated record. Bases 295 to 1467 code for a protein of 390 amino acids. Gene Ontology annotation, cellular component: extracellular region. The transcript has 3 exons. Gene Ontology annotation, molecular function: growth factor activity; cytokine activity. NCBI's taxonomy places the organism in Eukaryota, Metazoa, Chordata, Actinopteri, Clupeiformes, Engraulidae.
UUCAACACCGUGGACUAAACAAUAUCGGAAUAGGUCAACCUACCAACAAAUAAUUUAAUAAAAAGGAAAUGCAGACAUUAAGCAGAUAGUCUCAUCCAACUGUCAGAUCCAACAUCGACAGUUUAAUUUUGGACUCUUUAUCAGUUGCAGUUAUUAUGGCACUCAUGCACCGGUUGAAAUAAUUUUGAGAACCGUUGAACUAGUUGCACUUCAUUGCUCGUCUUCUCUAGGAAUAACCAGGACCAGCACAUUCUAGAAGCGACAGAAGGGAAACUGUGUUUAACUAACACCAUCAUGCCAAGGUAUAACUUUUUGCUCUGUUUGAUGGUGAUCAUUUCCUUGGGACAGUCCGGCAGUGACGAGCCCAACCUUUUUCUCCCACCGGUAAGCGAGAUGCCCACGGAUGCUGGCGUGUCGCUUAUCGAGGUGGAAGACUCAGGGGCUCGCGAAUGCUCCGCGUGCGUGUGGCGGGAACAGAGCAAGGUGCUCAGGCUCGAGACCAUCAAGUCUCAGAUUCUAAGCAAGCUCCGACUGAAGCAAGCGCCUAACAUAAGUCGUGAGGUGGUCAACCAGCUACUGCCCAAGGCUCCCCCGCUACAACAGCUUCUGGACCACCAUGACUUCCAGGGGGACGCUUCUUCCCAGGACGAGUUUAUGGAGGCUGAUGAGUACCAUGCCACCACGGAGUCAGUUAUCACAAUGGCAUCAGAGCCGGAGCCCCUGGUGCAGGUGGAUGGCAAGCCCAGCUGCUGCUUCUUCAAGUUCAGCCCCAAGCUGAUGUUCACCAAGGUGCUGAAGGCGCAGCUGUGGGUGUACCUGCGGCCGCUGCAGCAGACCUCCACCGUCUACCUGCAGAUCCUGCGCCUCAAGCCCGUCACAGAGCAGGGCAGCCGCCACAUUCGCAUCCGCUCACUCAAGAUCGAGCUCAACUCCCGCUCCGGCCACUGGCAGAGCAUCGACUUCAAGCAUGUGCUGCAGAACUGGUUCAAGCAGCCGCACACCAACUGGGGCAUCGACAUCAACGCCUUCGACGAGAGCGGCAACGACCUGGCCGUCACGUCGCUGCGGCCCGGCGAGGAGGGACUGCAGCCGUUUCUGGAGGUCAAGGUUCUGGAGACGACCAAGCGUUCGAGGCGGAACCUGGGCCUGGACUGUGACGAGCACUCCACCGAGUCGCGCUGCUGCCGCUACCCGCUCACGGUCGACUUCGAGGCCUUCGGCUGGGACUGGAUCAUCGCCCCCAAGCGCUACAAGGCCAACUACUGCUCGGGCCAAUGCGAGUACAUGUUCAUGCAGAAGUACCCGCACACCCACCUGGUCCAGCACGCCAACCCCCGUGGCUCGGCGGGGCCCUGCUGCACUCCGACCAAGAUGUCCCCCAUCAACAUGCUCUACUUCAACGACAAGCAGCAGAUCAUCCACGGCAAGAUCCCCGGCAUGGUGGUGGACCGCUGCGGCUGCUCCUAGGCAGAUGACAACACCUUUGUCAGGGCAGGGCGUGGCUGGCAGAUGAGAUGCAGGUGUUGGUGCACUAGGA